AUGUCCGCACGCCGCGCCACGCACGCCGGCAGCUGGUACUCGAGCUCGUCCACGGAGCUCGAUAGGCAAUUGUCCACGUGGCUGGCGGACACCGACUCGUGGCACGGGCCAGCCAAGGCCAUCAUCGCGCCGCACGCUGGUUACCGCUACAGCGGCGCAUGUGCCGCGCAUGCCUACAAGCAAGUGAAUCCGAGGGCUGUAAGACGUGUGUUCAUCCUGGGCCCGUCGCAUCACGUGCGACUUUCGGGUUGCGCAUUGUCACCAGUGGAAAAGUACCGAACUCCGCUGUAUGACUUGCGGAUCCACGGGCCAACGUAUGAGGAAUUAUUACAAACCGGCCAUUUUGAACAUAUGAGCCAGACGACGGAUGAGGACGAGCAUAGCAUUGAAAUGCAUUUGCCUUAUAUUGCUAAAGUGAUGGAAGAAUUUGCGGAGGAAUUUUGGAUCGUACCGAUCCUUGUGGGAUCUCUGAAUGCCGAACGUGAGGCGCUGUAUGGACGUAUCUUGGCGCCGUACCUGAACGCACCGGAUACAUUAUUCGUGAUAUCGUCUGACUUUUGUCACUGGGGCCAGCGUUUUCGUUACACGUUCUACGACAGAUCCUGGGGCCAGAUUUACGAAAGCAUCGAGAAGCUUGACCGAAUGGGCAUGAGCGUGAUUGAGCAAUUGUCUCUUUCAGGAUUCACGGAGUAUCUCAAGAAAUAUGGUAACACGAUCUGUGGUAGACAUCCCAUCGGGCUUCUCUUGAACUGCAUCGACAAGCUGGAAGCUCUCGAUAAUGCCCCGAAGAUGAGCCUCAAGUUUCUCAAGUAUGCGCAGUCUAAUCAUUGCAUGUCCAACAGUGACUCGUCCGUCAGCUACGCUUCGGCCGCGCUGAGUUUCUUCGCGUUGUGGAGAAUUUUCCGAGGAAUGGAUGAGAAUGACGCGUUUUGUGAACGGGUGAUCAGCGAUGUGAUGAACGCUCUGGACCGACAAGAGGCAGUAGAUGAAUUUGAUAUCAUACCCGCGAUCAGCGUUGCGAAUCGAAGUCCGGUGAUCCUCCAUGGUACUAAAAUGGCUCUGGAAGCCUGGGCGGUGCCAUACAUCCAUAAAUACGCUUGUCGAAUCAUCACCAACAAGAAGGCGUAUAUGAAGAAAGAUCCGGAGGCGUUGGUGAGAGCAACUACAGCUGCACUAUUGGUCAACUCGGGUCAAACGACGAUGUGGAAUAUCCGGAAGCAACUCAUAAUUGACGGUCAUCUGAAGGAAAACCAGGAAAUGUCAUUCACCGCAUUGGUUCUCACGCGGAAGCAGAAAACCGCACAGGCUUUUACUCAGCGACAGUUUUUAUGGAAGCGAUGGUUGGCUCGAGACGAACUCGGGUCCCAGCGACUAGACGCGGACUUGGCUGUAGCUGCUCAAGCGGCCGAUCGUUACCCCAACAAUUACCAUGCCUGGAACCACCGGAACUGGGUUGUUCAUCUCGUGAUGAGCCUGGACACUGGAACAUCGCCGACAGCUUUAUUAUGGAAGGAGUUGGAGUUCAGUUCUGGGUGGAUCAAGUUGCACGUGGGGGAUCACAGUGGGAUGCAAUACCGAGAGAUGCUGCUAACGCGACUGGCGUCCCUGGAUCCGAACAAACUACCUGAAAUUGCCGAGAAAGACCUGCACUUGUGCGGGGAAUUGAUAGCAUUUUAUCCCGGACACGAGGCUUUGUGGAAUUUUAGGAGGUUCCUGGUGAAACUCUGCACGCGUUUCAUGUCCGAGGGAAGCGUCAGGGAAGGGGAAGAACACUUCUGUCGCACGGUUCUAGCAGAACAAAAAUUGUACGUUGAACGGCAUUCGGAAUGGGUGAACAAGAAAAAACCUUUCAGUGAUAGUAAUAGCGUUAUGGUGAACCUAGUCAUGUGGUCGACGGUGACCCCAGUGGUCAUUGACGAGGCCUCGCCGCCGGUCACCCCGUCUGCCCGUUGCAAACAUUCCGCUUGUUUCUUGGAUGGGAAACUCUACCUUCUCGGAGGAAGAAACGGCAACAUGCCGUUGAAAGACUUCUGGAAAUAUGAUCUCGCUACUGAGGCUUGGGUGGAGCUGAAACCCAGCGGUCGAAUCCCGCCCUCGCUGCAAGAGAGUACCAUGGUCGCGUGGCAGAACCAGUUGUACGUGUUCGGCGGGGAAGUAAGCUUUUCCUGCGGAGAUGAAUGUCCGCUAUGGAUUUAUGACAUCAAAUGCAACGUGUGGCGGAAGUGGUCAGGUGCGAAAGGGGACAAAGUGCCGAAGGGCAGACGUGGGCACACCGCAGUGGUUUUCGAACGUAACAUGUACGUUUACGGUGGCUACCAGGAUUUGAAAGGAUCUUCCGGGGAAUUCUGGCGAUUUUCCUUUGAAAAAGAGAGAUGGGAAGAGUUGGUGCCGACGAAAGGUUGUUUGGAAACCCCGCCGGCAGCUCGGCAUAAUCACUCGUCUGUGCUUCAUGACCAAGCCAUGUUUAUUCUAGGUGGAAUGACGAAUUUAUGCGAGAAAGACGACUUUUGGAAACUUGAUCUUAAAACGUACAAGUGGAGCUUGUUGCGUAUUAAAGGUGGUCCGGGAGCACUUCAUGGUCACGCUGCGAUUCGUGUGCAAAACUCAAUGCUUGUUUUUGGGGGCGAAAGACAGGGAAAUGUUUUGAAUGAGCUUUGGUGCUUUCAUUUUGCAACGGAAACAUGGGAGAAUUUGCAGCUGAUGGGUGUUAAGCCCGCGCCGAGAUCUCAAGCGGUUCUCUUGUGUCCCACGUCGGUCUGGUCAGCCGAAGAAGUCCGUCACCACACGACUUUCGACCCCGACCUUCUGAACGUAACUGCCAUUUUUGAUACGUACAGCAAGAAUCUACAAUCUCUGGACGACUUUGUUCCGACUUUUUGCAAACACCGUGAAGCGAGACAAAAGUUCCUCAUGCAACAGCGGUCGUUGCAGUUGCAGGAGACGAAACUUGACGAUGAAGAAGACGAAGAGGAGAAAUGGUAUCAGGAGUUUCGCAAGCGGCGUGGAGUGGCUCCUGACGCGGGUUCUCGUCGUUUGCAUCGAGUGGAGAGCUUUUCCUCAGGCAGUCAAAAUCUUAGAUUUUUUAAGGAUUUCUCACGGAUUUCCCAAAUGAGUCUAUCUCGGUUAUCAAAGUACAACUCGUACUCUGCGUUGAGCGACGACGACGACUGCAGCGCGUCUGAAGACUGCACCAGCCAAGACUUCUCGAGGUCAUCCAUGUCGAGUCUGGUGAAAUCUGCCAGCAUCAACUACUUUCCGCGAUCCGGGCGUAGCAGCGACAUCUAUGUAAUCGCAAAGAAAAUCACAGAACUUUGGACGUUGGGCUUUGAAAAGCAACGAAGGAAUGACGAUAAAUGUCUCGGCCGACGGAAGAGACGAGAGCUGGUAUUGGCGUCGGAGAUCAUUCACGGGUAUUGCGCUGCUUGCUGUCGGAAUGCUCGGUGUCGAAUGAGCGCCAGGGCAGUGCUCCAGUCCGGAAUGAACGACAACGAAUCCAUUUCCGAGUACAACGAUGGGGAAGUGGCGUCGAUGAACACGGUGCGAACGGGCAACAGCGAGACGAAAGUGAGGAAGAGCGGCAGUGUGGCGUCCAGCAGUCGGCGUCGCCCGAGAUCGUGUGGCGGAGAGUCUGGUGUCAGCGCGGACUAUCCUUUGUCUCCGACAGAAAGCUUCAACUCGCAUCAACACUUGCCGUACGCAGCAUCGCAAAUGUUGCGAGCUGCUGGAAUUGAGGUUUCAUCCACAGUGGCGUCUUUUGAUCAGAACACUAAACUAACAAAGGUGAAGGCAACGAACGGACGGAAUCUGCUGAUAGACUUGGACAAUUUCCCGGGCAGCAUCGAAGAACAAACAUCGGACUACGCCAGUGUGGAAACGGACUCGAACUACAACGACAAAAACGGGAGCUUCGGGUAUGACAACCCAAAUUAUGACCGGUGUCGCCUGCGUGUAGAUUACGUUAGUUUCUAUUCGGACCAUUUCAGUCCAGUCGGGCCAGUGGAUGCUGACUCCGACUGUCGUUUAAGGUCUCGGAAGAAGAUGUCACAGAACACAUACACUGCUCCGGGAAGAUUCACCGAGACGAGUGUGGAGAUCCAUCGUAGCUUCGCCAAGACCCUGAACAGUCCGUUGGGAAGCAUCGAUGAGAAACCCGUUUCCCGCGGAACCCGGGCCCCGAAGGCUUAUUGCGAGGAAUUCACUUCCCACCAGAACGUCAACAUGGACUUCGAGUCUCACCACGAAGAAGACUUGACGUCGCAUAACUACUCGAUUGAAAUGCAGGACAUGCAGUCCAUGACGAGCACGGAUAUUGACAGGGAGUUGCAGCGAUUGUACUUUGCCGGACGUGAAGGACAUCGGUCAUUCAUGGAAGACGAAGAUGACAGAGCACUGGCGUCGUCGCUAGGUGUUUCCGGUGACGUUAGUGGGAAAAAUGGUGGGGCAGGGGUGAAGUCCAUGACGAGUUCCAAGGUGACACCGAUCCCGCAGCAAGGCGUGGAAGAGAUGUUUGUUUACCUUGUCGGGGGUCGGGAAGUGGGUCAAAUCGUAGCUUUUAGGAGGCCGAUCUCCGUGUGGAAAUUGGACCUAAACAAGUGCAUCGCCGCGAAAUGGUUUAGGCAGGCGAAUUUUGCCAUCCCGGAACCCGAGAUCGGAACAAGUCGUAAUGUCGGCCAUAUGAGUCUUAGUGAAUCUAGAUGUGAAGAAGAAACAAAUAUGUGUUCGGUUGGGCUAGAAAUUGAGUGA
Molecule: messenger RNA, 4743 nt
Organism: Notodromas monacha
Lineage: Eukaryota; Metazoa; Arthropoda; Ostracoda; Podocopida; Cyprididae
Source: the annotation of a GenBank genome assembly